This is a messenger RNA of Physcomitrium patens, 980 nucleotides long. RefSeq lists its product as uncharacterized. Lineage: Eukaryota; Viridiplantae; Streptophyta; Bryopsida; Funariales; Funariaceae. The record is from RefSeq and is a predicted model, not a curated record.
ACAAGAGAGGCUACAUGAUGAGAAACGUGGAUUUGCUUACCAAGCAGACAAUUCAUCAGAAACCUAAUCUUGACACCAACAAGCUCGUCGUGGGACUAGGAGGUUUAGGCCCAACAGAGUGCUGGAGACAUAGUAAACGAAAAGUUCCCAUCACUCAGCCCGUUUUCUUCCUGCAGAACCGUGGGCUGAUGACGGUCAAUUUACGUCUACCGUCUGUUGGGUCUCCAGGACUCACUCGCGUUGCUAGAGGGUGGUGCAGUGACAGUUCCAGGGUGACCGCAUCAAGCUCCUGGGGCACCAAGGGCCUGAAGAUUGGACCUGGAUUCCGGUGCACAUGCAUGUAUCCUGGUCACGGCCACACCCGAGAAUUACAAAUCGACAAUCCCAUCAGGAUGAACUCUUACACAAGGACGAUGACAGUGGACCAUGAUUCCAAGUUCUCUACUUUGCUAAAGAACCUCAAGUCUGCUUACGACUCUGACAUGCGCUGGAAGUCCAUCGCGCAUUUCAAAUUUACCCGGAGGGUCGUCAAUGCCAUCAGAUGACAUUUUUAAAAACCCGUGAUCUUGAGACAAAUCUGAGAGGAAGGUGAUCACACUUCAAAGUUCAUUUCAAGCAAAUGUAUUGGGUCAUGACGUUCCUAUGAUCGGUGAAGAACGUCAAUGCUGAAGUUUGCAGAAAAUCGGGAUCGCAACCAUUGACUCUUAGAACUAGAAAUAUUAUUUACGGUCAAGAGCAAAUUUUUUAGUGUCCAUAUGCAGUAGUAAUGAGGAGAGUUGAUUCGUCGAGUAGGUAAUAAUGAAAUCCCUGCGAGUUGUGCGGUGAAAAUGCGAAAUCUGCGCAUCCGAAGACCGCGAGCUGGAAUUAGAGGGGAAAGGAGGAAGCUUCACGUCUUCGAACAUCUUCUUACAUUGUACGCAAGUAAAUAGAGUGUUUUAAAUGAAAUAAAAGAAUCUGCACGCAGACGAGUUGCUUCGUAA